This is a messenger RNA of Maniola jurtina (meadow brown), 2276 nucleotides long. RefSeq names its product senecionine N-oxygenase (gene Fmo-1). Lineage: Eukaryota; Metazoa; Arthropoda; Insecta; Lepidoptera; Nymphalidae. Gene Ontology annotation, molecular function: NADP binding; N,N-dimethylaniline monooxygenase activity; flavin adenine dinucleotide binding. The transcript has 9 exons. The record is from RefSeq and is a predicted model, not a curated record. The coding region runs from base 203 to 1474 and encodes 423 amino acids.
AAAACAGUGAGAGCGCACCUCGACCGAUCAUUUACAUCCAGAACGUGAUAAAGUCAACAAAAGUUCCAUACAGUUCUGCUGUCUUAGUACACACGUCCAAGGAAUUAACUGUUCAGUGUGGUUAAUUAAUAAUUAAAUUAAUUAGUUUAAUUGAGUAUUAGUGAUUAAUUUUGUUCUUCGUAGUUUUUGGAAUUAAACCAACAUGCGUGUGUGUGUGAUCGGAGCGGGUGCGGCCGGGCUGUGCGCCGCGCGUCACCUCAUCGCGGAGGCCUGCGUCGCGGAGGUGGACGUGCUGGAGCAGUCGGGCCAGCUGGGCGGCACCUGGGUGUACACGGAGAACGUGGGCUACGACGACUUCGGCCUGCCCAUACACACCAGCAUGUACAAGAGCUUGAGAACAAACCUCCCGAAGGAGAUAAUGGGGUUCCCAGACUUCCCGAUCCCCGAGAGCGACAAGUCGUACCUCCCCGCGAGAGACAUGCUCGCCUUCCUGCAACUGUACUCCGACAAGCACGGCGUUACACGGCAUAUCAGAUUCAACCACCACGUCCAGCUGAUAAAACCCAAACAAGGGCCAACCGGGGAGCUGUGGGAUGUCACAUUCAAGGACCUCACCAGCGGGCUCAGCAACACCAAGGAGUACGACUACGUGUUCGUGUGUAACGGCCAUUACAAUACGCCGUUCAUACCCAAUAUACCAGGGCUGAAGGAGUUUAAAGGUGAUGUGAUGCACAGCCACGACUAUAGAGUACCGGACAUCUUUAGCAAUAAGCGAGUCCUGGUCGUAGGAGCCGGGCCAUCUGGCAUGGACAUCGCUUACGAGAUCACCAGCGUCACCAGGAAGGUCAUCCUCAGUCAUCACCUCAAAGAGCAGCCUCGGACGGUGUUCCCGGACAAUCUGGUGCAGAAGCCGGAUGUUGACCGGCUGGAGGGCAACAUAGCUAUAUUCCAAGAUGGUAGUCAAGAGGAGGUCGAUGUGGUAUUUCUUAGCACCGGCUAUGUAUACAACUUCCCGUUCCUCCACUCGUCGUGUGGCAUCGUAGUGGAUGACAACUGCGUGGAGCCACUCUACAAGCACCUCGUCAACAUCGCGCAUCCCACCAUGUGCUUCAUUGGCGUGCCGUACUACGUGUGCGCUUACUCCAUGUUUGACCUUCAGGUACGAUAUUAUGUACGAUCAAUGAAUGGGAGCUUCGAAUUGCCAAGCCGAGAAGACAUGACUGCGCAUUUGGAGGAAGAGAAGAGGGACCGAGCAGCGCGAGGGUUCACCAAGCGGCAGACACACAUGAUGGGGCCUGAUCAGGCAGGCUAUUACGAAUCCCUAUCAAGCGAGAGCGCUGCCACGCCGCUGCCAGCAGUCUUCACAGCUGUGCACAACGACAGCAGCCAGCGGUUCCUCGACCACCUCGCUAGCUUCAGGAACGACGUCUAUAAGCUCAUAGACGCUAACAACUUUGUGUGUUAUCGCGCUUAAAAACCCCAUAGGUAUAGAGGCAGCCAAAAAAAAAAACAGAAAAAAAUAAACAAGAAAAAAAAAAUCUUUUUGGUCGACAAAUAUUAUAAACUAUAUUAACUACGCCCGCGACUUCGUCCGCGUGGAUUUAGGUAUUUUAAAAAUCCCAUGGGAACUCUGAUUUUUCGGGAUAAAAAGUUGCCUAUGUCAAUUCCCGAGACGAAAGCUACCUCUGAACCACGGAUGGAUCUUUUAGAAUCCGGUGUGAACUCUUUGUUUUUCAGGGAUAAAAAGUAGCCUAUGUCCGUGCCCGGGAUGUAAGCGAAAUCUGUACCAAAUAUCAUCAAAAAAUUAAACUGCUGAGCCGUACAAAGCUGGCAGACAGACAGACAGACAGGCACACUUUCGCGUUUAUAAUAUUACUAUGGAAGUAUGGAUAUUCAUUACCUAAAUUUAAAAUAGCGUACAAAUAUAGUUGCUUAAGGGUAUUUCGUUGAUUGGAGGCUAGAGCGCCUAGUAGUAAGAAUUGAUAAAACAAGGCAAUAAAAAAGAAAAAUGAUUCAAUUACUUACUUUGCUUAAAAAGCAUACCUAUACGAAAAUAUAACUUUAUAGUUCUAGAAAGCAUAUUAAAGGUUCUGGCAAAAGUUAAAAAUCUAGGGGUCAUUUGCUUUGUAGGGGUCACGAGCUAAAGUUGGGAAACUCUGUGUUAAAUGUACGGCAGAUUGUGCUAAGGAAAAUUGGCCUUUGCCACGAAAUUACCUAGCUUUGCUGUUAUAAUUUGUAAGAAUAAUAAAAUAAUAAAAUCAUCUAUAUUUUAUUUG